UUCUAUUAGAGCAGGCUGAGGACCUCCCCCUCUUCUCUGUGUGUUUGAGGCUUUCAUUUAUAUUUGUGGUGUUUCCGCUCAAAGAAAGAUGUUUGCUGUGGUAGAACAUAGAGGUUGUGCUGAAAUCUGAGUUACAAAAUGAAGAUCUUGCAGCUUCAAAUCUGUGAGUUUUUGAAUGCAUUUAAAUAAGAUUAAAAAAAAAGUGUCUAGGAUUAUUCAGUGAAUUAUUUAGAUUUUUAUAAUAAUGUGUUUUAUAUUUAUUUAUUUUCCUAUAUUAUUUUUCAUAGAUCUAUUCAUGUGGAAUGAAGUCACAGAGGCUCUGACACAAAUACAAGCAUCUUCAGGAGAUAAUGUGACUUUAGUCUGUAAUCUUGAUAUAGAGGAGAUUUACUGGUACAAACAGAACUUUCCGGAUCCUCCAGUGUUGCUAUUACGCACUUACAGGAGCACAUUUGAAGUAGCUGAUUAUGAAAACAUCAGAUUCAAACACAAAUAUUCACUGAAAACCAACAGCAGUUUGUUUAUCAAAAAUGUCACCGUUGAAGAAUUAGGAGUUUAUUAUUGUGUGAAAACUGCUACACCAUUUAAAUUCAGCAGUGGCACCAAAAUCUACAUCACUGAUUUUGUCUACAUGAAUCAGACAGAUUCAGAUGAUUGUCUACAACAUCAGACACUGUGGAACAGUCUUACCAUCACAUCUGUCUUGCUGAAUGCUUUUUUGAUCCUUGCAGUAAUUGGACUGGUGAAGAUCUGCCUUGAUGCAACGGGAAGAGAUAAAAAUACUUCAAAUAAACCUCAGAGAACCACGGCAGCUCAACACUGGAAGGAUUUACAGUGUGCUGAAAUUGAUUUGUCAAUGCAACCCAGUGGAACCAGGCCUUGUCAGGACCAGAGCAUCUAUUCUCUUAUUUUUUACAGCCAACAAAAUCUGUAUGAAGAAACUUAGAUUAUGUUAUAGUGUUUGUAUUUUAAUUGUUUAACAAUGUUAAAAGAUGCUUCUUAGAUAGGUUUGAAGUCUUUGUUCAUUUGUUUUCAUAUUGCAGGGAUAUACAGUAUCCUAUAUAAUAGUAAGUUUGGACACACAGAAUUUAAGUUUCUCUUGAUCAUUUCAUAGUUGUGAUGACUUUACUUUUAUUCUAAAAUGUUAUUUCAGACAAUGUUGUCUCGAACUGAAUCUUUUACAUUUGACUUUUUCAUACACACUAUCGGUCAAAAGUUUUGAAACACUUGACUGAAAUGUUUCUCAUGAUCUUAAAUAUCUUUUGAUCUGAAGGUGUAUGCUUAAAUGUUUGAAAUUAGUUAUGUAGACAAAAAUAUAAUUGUGCCACCAUAUUAAUUUAUUUCAUUAUAAAACUACAAUUUAAUAAUAAUUAAAAAGGACCGAAUAAUAAAGAAAAGCAGUCAAUAAGUGCCCAGCAUAGAUGGGAACUUCUUCAAUACUGUUUAAAAAGCAUCGCAGGGUGAAACCUCAAGAAAAUGUGAAGAGUACAUGUCCAUAAAUUAUAGGCAAAAGGUGACUACUUUGAAGAUGCUAAAAUAUAACACAGUUUUGAUUUAUUUAGGAUUUUGUUUAGUCACAACAUAAUUCCCAUAAUUCCAUUUAUGUUAUUCCAUAGUUUUGAUGACUUUACUAUUAUUCUAAAAUGUGAAUAUAUAUAUAAAAUAAAGAAUGAAGUGAAUAAAGAUAGUGUAAAUAUUAUGUGCAUUAAAAAGUAUUUACAGUAUUAACAAACAGUAAUCAAUUCAUAGUAAUGUUCAGUUCUGAGAUUGUUUGUCACACAUUACAUUAAAGUUUACAGAUCAUUAUAAUAAAAAUAUAAUUCAAAAACUAACUUCAUUAAAGAGAUACCAGGCUAGUUGGUUAAGUGGUCAUAAAGGGCUAUAUAUCACAAUAAUCAUAAAGGUUUGUCUUAUUUUUUGCACUAAAACUGUCACGAUUCCCUGUUGUCUGCUCUGUGUUUCUCCCCUGUCACCUGUCCCGAACUACACUUCCCAUAAUCCCCUGCCCUCAUCACUGCCAGUGUCAUUGUUCUCACCUGUGUGUAAUUUAAUCAUCAUCCUUCUGUAUUUAAGCCCUGUGAAUGUUAUGGUUGUCCGUGAUUGUGUUCCUGCCCGUGCCCGCCGUGGAUGUUUCUCAUGUUUAUACUUUGUUUUCCCCUCGUGGAUGUUUUGUUUGUUCCCUGUGUUGUUCAGUUACUGUUGUGGAGUUAUCCUUGUUCACCCUUUUAUUCCUUCAUUAAAGAGCUGCAUUUA
Molecule: messenger RNA, 2253 nt
Organism: Xyrauchen texanus (razorback sucker)
Lineage: Eukaryota; Metazoa; Chordata; Actinopteri; Cypriniformes; Catostomidae
Exons: 4
Coding region: 245-946 (233 amino acids)
Biological process (GO): response to bacterium
Source: RefSeq, a predicted model, not a curated record